GAUAAAUUCUGUCAAAUGUUUUACUUGCAGACGACGUGUACCAUUUCUUUCACGGCUAGCCAAACAAUCGGAUAUUACGCGGUAGCAUUGCAAGUGGAAGACUAUGCUAAUGAAACGGCGAACACACAUUUAAGCAGCAUACCUGUACAGUUCCUUGUUAAUAUAUACUCUGGAAGUGGAUGUUCUGUAGAGGUCGAGUUUGUAUCACCAACACCAGAAGAAAACGAGCAAUUUAUCAUUGAUGCUGGCGACACGUUAAAUGUGACGAUAUUUGCCCGGGGAACGAAUUCCUUCAGUAAAAUAGUUACCAUCUUAGCGAUAGGAAUGACACAAACAAAGGAAGAGACGUCAAAAGAUUCAACCUGGUUUUAUAUCAAAACGACGGUGACAUACAGUCCUGUUGUUUCAGAAGCUGGACAAGAACACAUUCUAUGUUUCUACGCUUUAGACACUACAGGAGUCACCAAUAAAGAAAGAUGCAUAACGAUAUAUGUCGCAGGUAGUGACAAUGAUAACUGUGACCCAGAUCCAUGUUUCAAUGGCGCCACUUGUAUUGACGGCAUAAGCAAUUUUACUUGUAACUGUCAAAAUGGAUACUCAGGCGAAACUUGUAAUUCAGACAUAGAUGAAUGUUAUGAUGAUACCAACAAUUGUGACGUAAAUGCUGAAUGUACCAAUACUAUUGGAAGCUAUACGUGCACUUGCAAUGAAGGCUACUCUGUUAAUGGAACGACAUGCUCAGACAUUAAUGAAUGUACUGACGGGAGUAACAACUGUGAUGCAAAUGCUGAAUGUACAAAUACAGAUGGAAGUUUUACGUGCAGCUGCAAUGAUGGUUAUUCUGGUAAUGGAACAGCUUGUUCAGACAUAGAUGAAUGUGAUGAUGAUAGUCACAACUGUAAUGUUAGUGCUGAAUGUACAAAUACUGUUGGAAGCUUUACGUGCACUUGCAAAGAAGGUUACUCUGGUGAUGGAACAACAUGCUUGGACAUUAAUGAAUGUAAUGAUGGUAAUAACAACUGCGAUGCCAAUGCUGAAUGUACAAAUACAAUUGGAAGUUUUACGUGCAGUUGCAAUGCUGGUUAUUCUGGUAAUGGAACAGCAUGUUCAGACACAGAUGAAUGUAAUGAUGGUAAUUACAACUGUGAUGUGAAUGCUGAGUGUAUGAAUACUGUUGGAAGCUUUAUGUGCACUUGCAAGGAAGGCUACUCUGGUAAUGGAACAACAUGCUCAGAAAUAAUUGAAUGUGCAUCAUCACCAUGCCAAAACGACGCCAACUGCACAGACAGUAUUAAUGGAUACGAUUGUAUAUGUGUACAUGGAUAUUCUGGUGCUAACUGUGAAUUCGAUAUCGACGACUGUAAACCGAAUCCAUGCCACAAUGAUGGAAAUUGCACUGACGGCAUUAACUUUUACAACUGCACGUGUUUGUCUGGUUUCUAUGGUAUCAACUGUCAGAACGUAACAGUUGUAAGCACUCUAGAUGGUAAACCAGGGGCAACAGACAGUAGUAUUUCUACCAUUGGGUUGAUUAUUGGAGUUGUUCUCGCAAUCAUCAUUCUUACAGCCGGAGUUGUUGUGAUCAUGAAAUGGAAAGGACUUUCCUUAUUUAAUCGAAAUGGUCACUCUUUACAACAACGCCCUACCGAAGAAUCGACUCAAGCACACCAAAAUCCGUUUUAUUACGGAAACUACACGUAUUUCUCUGAAGCAGCCAACAUGGAGGAGCCCGCAACAAUCAGAACAUCUAAAGCGAGUUGCGAUUCGAAAGAAAAGCCAUCUGAAUAACCCGAAUGCGGUUACACGUGCAAAGGAAUAGUUGUGGCAGGAAGCAGCAUGUGUCUGAGUAAAAGACAAUAGAUAACUAAAAUAACUAUGACAACACCAGAAUUAAUAUUUUUCCAUCACUACAGUAUGAGUUUAUAUUUCAGUCCAUUAAUUUUCGCUGAUUUUCUAUCGUAUAAUUUUUUAUAUAUCCUAUUGUUUCUAUUCCUUUAAGCACUAACGCUAUUAAUAGUUUUUUAGAUGUAACUCUUAUAAAACAUUAUAUUUUUGUUUAUAGCACAUUUACAUAGGAUGUUAGUUUCGUUAUUGUCCUAAUGUUUGUUUUAUUCGUUCGCAAAUAUUAAUAUAUUGUUGCGUUUUGGUUUAUUUUGUUGUAUAUUUCAUGGGAUUAUAAAAUAACAGUAUGCAACUACUGGUUUAUUUGAUAUGGUAGCAUAACCAUAUCAUAUUUCUGCCAUGAGAUAACUAGGUAGCUAUCGCGAUACUUAAAAAUGUAUCUUGAUAAAGCGAAGCUUUCUGAAAGAUUAUCUCAAUAAUUGAAAGUUACCUGGAAAUAUUAUUGCCAUAAUUUACAUUAGUAUUUCGAUAUUUUUUGGGUAAGUGCCCACAGUUACCAUUUAUUAGCAAGAUAGCUCUCGAUACUUUAAGCAAUUAUCUUUAUCUUUAUAUUUCGAACUUUUCUGAAAACUGUAUCUCAAUAGCCUAAAAUUUCCUGGAAAUACAAAGCAUAUCUUGAAAACAAUAAUAUAUUGUGAUAAUGUUUUCAGAAAAAUGCACAACUUUACUGGAAAGUUUAGAAUAUUAUCGUAAUAGCUACCAAGUAUAUCAUGGCAGUUUCAAGCACUAACGCGAAAUUUGCGUUAAAAUAUUAAAAGGAAACAAAUGAAAUAUCUAGAAAAUAUAAUGUUUCGCUGAAAUCGCGUGUGUGUCAGUAUACCUAUGUCGAGCUUGGUUUUAUUCCGUGUAUUUUUUGAUAUGCUUACGCACCAUACUUACGAAAUAUACUUAUAGAGAAUUCUAUUGUUUUUCUUCUCGUACGCGGUACACGAUAUAAGUAAUGUUUAGACUGGAUCUUUUCACGAUUUAAUUAUUUUAGACUGGCUACUCUUUCGAUUAAUUUAUGUUUAGACUUGCUCCUUUCCAGAUAUGAUUAUGUUUAGACUGGCAACUUUCUCGAUAUUAUUGUAUAAACAUAUGAUUACAUGUAACGAGACAAUUUCAUGGCGAUUCAUGUUCCUAUAGACAACACGUUAGGUAUCUACAUACACGUAUUGAGCAUACCAAAAUCUGGGAAUGCAUGCUUAUACCAUAAGCAAACAAUAGGCAAGUCAAAACAGUAAUGUGUUGAUACCAUUAGUUAUCGAGAUCAUGCACAGUAAAUUUUAAAUGCGACUCAAAAAAGAAAGAAUUAGUAACUGCAUUAAUUAUUCGUUUUUUUUAAAUCUGAUUCGUUACGAUGUGUGUAUAUAGAUUAAUACACAUGAUGUCAAAUCAUGGAUGUUUUACCUUUUACAUAGAGAUUCAAGCGUUAGGCAUACAGUUAUGAUAAAAACCCAACGAUACUUCGUCUAGCUUGUAUAAAGACAAUGAUAAGACUGAUAAGCCAUUGUUUCAGUUAUGGCAGAUCCAUUGCAUAUACAUCUAAUGUCAACACUUGAAUAUAACUAUGCAUUGUAAAAUGUUUGAUAUUUUGUCUAAAAGUGUCAUGCACUACGCAAUAUAUUCCUUGUUCCAUACUUUUUUAUUUUGCUUUUUCAAUACUAUGCUUUCAAUUAAUAUUAUGCUAUGUGUAUUGUACUCACAAUGAUUUGAGCCGCACCAUGAGAAAACCAACAUAGUGCAUUUGCGACCAGCAUGGAUCCAGACAAGCCUGCUCAUCCGCGCAGUCUGGUCAGGAUCCAUGCUGUUCGCUAACGGUUUCUCUAAUUGCAAUAGGCUUUGAAAGCGAACAGCAUGAAUCCUGACCAGACUGCACGGAUGCGCAUGCUGGUCUGGAUCCAUGCUGGUCGCAAAUGCAUUAUGUUGGUUUUCUCAUGGUGCGGCUCAAUUUUGAUCUAGUAAAUGUUUAUGUAUAUACAUGCACUGGUUCUAAUUAUCACUUACAUUUAUCAAAUGGUUUGAUAUAUGAUCGCAAUAAUUUAUCCUUGUAUACGAGAUACAUCGCUAUAUUUGUCUAAAUACGUUGGAAAUACUGGUCACGUGGAGCUCCGCUAUAGGCUCAUGCUAAAUUACAAGAAGGACCUUUUGAGGCAUAGAAUGCACCAAAGGAAUAUUAAAGCAGACACGGUUUGACUUGGUCUGUUCAUAAGUGUUCAGCACCCCUCACAUCUCCUGUUACCGGCUAAAAAGAGGAACGCUAUAAUGCAGAUAAAUUAAAUGUAGUCCUUGAUUCGACAGCCCGGCUUGCUUUCAAUUGCCAACAAACCAGAUUUAUGAUAAAUUGUGAGUCGGCAUUGCAGUCUGCCGAUGACCUUUUAUCGCUUCUGUUUUUGCUUUGUUUAAAGGGGAUAAUGUUAGUCUGAAAGAAGGAAACGUUCUGGCAGGCCUGCUGCUGUUAAAGCAACGGUAGACAAAGAUGAUUGGCGUUGUCCUGUUCCCAGUUUAGUAUAUAGCGAGGCAUAAAUUUUAUUAAAUGUAAGCCUUAAUGUAUGUUUUCAGGUUUAUGUCAUUGAAUUGUUAUAUUAAUCAACGAUUAAUGUAUCUGUUACUUAUACGACUUGAAACUUCGCAAGUAUAUUGAAUACACCUACCAAAAACUUUUAGCGAGGUUUACAUGCACUUAUUAUACACAAGUUCUACCUAUGCCUUUCAUACCAGGAGAAAUAUAGAUAAUUAAUUAUAUUGCUUUACAUGUGUCUAAUAAGUAAACAAUACAUUUGUAUGGUGUUAUCAUAAAACGCCCACGUGAAUAAGAAUAAUAUAUAUACUAGGCAAGUCAAUAGAAAUGCUGUAAUCAUUUUACGUAGAAUAAUAUAACUUUGCAGUUUUGUAAAACCUUAGUUACAAAUUACAUUCAAGCUAAUUAAUUUCGUUUAGAUAAACUGUUUUUAUAUCUGUCAAUCAUGUAAGAUGCAAUUAAAAAUUUUACUGUCAUUUAGUUGGUAGAAAAAGAUUACCAACGAUUGCCUGGAAAAUAAUAUGUAUGAACAUUAAUAAACAGAUGUUAAACUGA
Mercenaria mercenaria is the source of this 4957-nucleotide messenger RNA. Its product is annotated as fibropellin-1-like. The transcript is spliced from 14 exons. The record is from RefSeq and is a predicted model, not a curated record. Bases 16 to 1788 code for a protein of 590 amino acids. Gene Ontology annotation, molecular function: calcium ion binding. NCBI's taxonomy places the organism in Eukaryota, Metazoa, Mollusca, Bivalvia, Venerida, Veneridae.